AUGAACAGUCACAAUGAGACCUGCCUCAAUGGGGGGACAUGGAACGGAAAGACCUGUGAAUGCCGCACCGGCUUUGGAGGAGAUCAGUGCCAGAACAAGGUCCUGAUCUGCCAUAACAAUGGCUCCUGGGAUGGGAUCAAGUGUGUGUGCACCAGCCUGUACAGCGGGCCAACGUGUGAGGAGGUGGUCUCAAAUCUUGAGAUAAAUCCUCCGCCGGAGACCGUCUCUGCCCAGGUAGAACUGACCGUGACAGUGACCAAUAUGGAGUUCUCCAAAGAGCUAGAAGACCGGUCUUCUCAGGAGUUCCGGGAGUUCAGUGAGACAUUCACAAAACAGAUGGAAAUUGUUUAUUCUGGAAUCCCUCAGUAUGAAGGGGUCAACAUCACAAGGCUGAGUGCUGGCAGUGUGAAGGUGGAGCAUGACGUCAUCCUGAAGGCCAACUUCACCCCAGAUUACAAGGAAGUUUUGGAGAAGGCCACCCAGGAGGUGGAGUCAAAAAUCAAGAAUACAACCCAAGAACACAUCUUAAGAAAUAACACCUGCGGAGCGGAAUGCCGGGAGAAGGCUGGGGAAGCACUUGCUGACUACUUCUUCGUGGAGUACACGGACCAGCAACCAAACUGCAUCACGCGUUGCGAGCCCGGCUACAACACGUCCUUAAACUGCAUCUUCGGGAAGUGCCGGCUGUGGGGCAGUGGCCCUCGGUGCUACUGCCUGAUCACAGAGACUGAAUGGUACAGUGGGGAGACCUGUGAGUUCAGCACCAAGAAAAGCCUGGUGUACGGGCUCCUGGGGGCAGCAGGUGCAGUGGUGCUGGUCAUCCUCGGCAUCCUCCUGAUGUUCAUAUUCAGCUCCAAGAGACAGGUGAAAAGGCAAAAGUCCAAAGUGACUCAGUUGUACAAGUGGCAUGAAGAGGAUGGUGGACCAGCCCCUGGGACCUUCCAAAACAUUGGCUUUGACAUCUGUGAAGAACAAGAGAACUAUGUCCACCUGGACUCCGUCUAUAGUAACUUCCAGCCCUCCCUGGGCCACAUAGACUCUGAAACCAAGAUCAGAAUUAAGAGGCCUCAGGUGAUCAUGACAUCGAUUUAAGGCAAAGGCAGUUUCGCAUGAAGCUGUGGGGUCUGAGAGUGAGGAGACCUCAGUUUGACUAAGCUUGAUGGAGCAUUUCCCCAUUGAGAGCAUUCCACAGGAAACCGAUGAGAAACAAUACCUACCUGCACUUACCUAGCAGGAAAAGGAGAGAGACCACAAUGCUGGGAAACUCUCAAAUAAAAACACCAUGGAGGCUCCGAUGGGCUUGUCAUGAUCUCAGGCGAGGUCCACUGGCUCAUUCCAGGGAGAUUUUUCCUCCCGCCUGCCUGCUUCAGCACCAAGGACAGCGCCCCAAUCAACUCGUUUACCAGGAGGUAGCUUACACUGGACUGAACUUGAUACAAAAUGCUGUUAUAAGAUUUAUUGCAUCCCAUCUUCAUGACAAACAUGUGUUUUUAAAUAUAUAGCAUUUUUCUUUGAGUAUAUAGGAUUAUGGAUGUUUUAAAAG
Messenger RNA from Diceros bicornis minor, 1543 nucleotides. It is a transcript of the gene MUC17, whose product is annotated as mucin 17, cell surface associated. Bases 1 to 1092 code for a protein of 363 amino acids. The record is from RefSeq and is a predicted model, not a curated record. Lineage: Eukaryota; Metazoa; Chordata; Mammalia; Perissodactyla; Rhinocerotidae. The transcript has 10 exons.